CGUCGUGGCAUUUGCAUCGCUCGCCGGCCGCUGAACGAUGGAGAUCGAGCCUGUCUACUACUUCAAGACGAUCCAGGCGGACGCCAAGCGCGUGGUCUUCGAGACGCUUGAGCAUGCCCUGCGCGACCACGUCUACCACCCCGUGGACGCGCAAAAGUGGACGCAGUCGCUUCCGGCCGCCUGCCUCCAGCGGCUCCAGACGCUCGCGGACGGCGCCGCCGGCUUCAAGUUCGUCGUACACCUCGCGCUUCUGCAGAAGAAGAACGGCGGCGUGCACACGUCGUCGGCGUGCGCGUGGAACGCCGACACGGACGGUCAAGUCGUCGUCCGCUACGAGACGCCGACGCUGGUCGCUAUCGCGACCGUCUACGCGCUCAGCCUCGCCUAGAACGCUCUGUUCCUACUACGGUGCCACCGCCCAUGUGUCCAUCUCAUCCUAUACACGAAGUCUACGAUC
This is a messenger RNA of Saprolegnia parasitica CBS 223.65, 457 nucleotides long. RefSeq lists its product as hypothetical. Gene Ontology annotation, cellular component: cytoplasmic dynein complex; cytoplasm. The record is from RefSeq and is a predicted model, not a curated record. The transcript has 2 exons. Bases 38 to 388 code for a protein of 116 amino acids. Gene Ontology annotation, molecular function: dynein intermediate chain binding. NCBI's taxonomy places the organism in Eukaryota, Oomycota, Saprolegniomycetes, Saprolegniales, Saprolegniaceae. Gene Ontology annotation, biological process: microtubule-based movement.